UAUUAUUCAUCUAUCUUUUGGAUUCUCCCAGGAACCGCACCAAAUCGCACGAAUCGAAGUCGUCUGCUAACGGGAUAAGCGUCAAUAUUCUAUCCCAUCUUGAAAACUCACGGUGUAGUGUAAGAAAAAUUUCAGAGAAAAAUUAUCCAGAAAAUCAACAAUCAGCAAACAUGUUUCAGUUCGGUUUCAACAUGUUCCCAGAGAUUCCACGGCCCUUCAACACCCAAUACAAGUGCUUCUCGGUGUCGAUGCUGCCUGGCACUUAUCGUCAAGAUGUAGAGCGUGGCGGCAAAAUAAUCAUGCCACCGUCUGCUUUGGAGCAACUGACCAGACUCAACAUCAUAUAUCCGAUGCUGUUUAAACUGACUAAUAGGAAAACAAACAGGAUCACACACUGUGGCGUACUAGAAUUUGUAGCUGAUGAGGGCAAAGUUUAUUUACCCUAUUGGAUGAUGCACAAUCUUUUACUAGAGGAGGGUGAACUAUUGAAUGUAGAGAGUGUAUCGCUUCCAGUGGCGACAUUCUCGCGCUUCCAACCACAGUCAGAGGACUUCCUAGACAUCACAAAUCCAAAGGCAGUGCUGGAGAAUGGGCUGCGUAGUUUUGCUUGCCUAACUACGGGUGACGUGAUCGCGAUCAAAUAUAAUCAAAAAAUUUAUGAGAUGUGUGUGCUGGAAACGCGUCCUGGCUUGGCAGUUAGCAUCAUUGAAUGUGACAUGAACGUGGAGUUUGCUCCACCAGUUGGCUACAAAGAACCUGAACGACAUAUCAAAAAGGAUGAAGAGCAGAUGGAAGAUUUAGCAAAUCUGAUGCCAGAACCAUCUGGCUUUGUACCAUUCAAAGGCGAGGGUGUCAGAUUAGAUGGUAAGAAGCGCAAAGAUUGGCCAAAACAAGAGAAAACAGUUUCGAAGCCGGCCUACAUUCGAGGAAUACCUGAUUAUGAUUAUCAGAUAGGUACACUUAGGUUUUUACGAAAUAUGAAGCCAGCAAAUAACAAAGAGAUGAAGGAUACCGACGAAUUUAAGGCCUUUACAGGCGAAGGAUUCUCCCUGAGGAAAUCGAAAAAAUAAUAGAAUAACGUACGAUUCUUUAUUUAUUUAAAUUUUUAUGUAAAUUUGCGAGCGCGUUCGUCGGAUUGAAUGAAUAAUUUUUGUAAAAAAGUGUUCUAUAAUGUGUUCCUAGUUUGUUAUAAAAAAUCUCAUAAAAAGACAAUUGACAUUUUAUAAUCAUUAACACUACCUA
Molecule: messenger RNA, 1242 nt
Organism: Harpegnathos saltator (Jerdon's jumping ant)
Lineage: Eukaryota; Metazoa; Arthropoda; Insecta; Hymenoptera; Formicidae
Gene: Ufd1-like
Product: ubiquitin fusion-degradation 1-like
Exons: 5
Coding region: 171-1070 (299 amino acids)
Biological process (GO): ubiquitin-dependent protein catabolic process; ERAD pathway
Cellular component (GO): VCP-NPL4-UFD1 AAA ATPase complex
Molecular function (GO): polyubiquitin modification-dependent protein binding
Source: RefSeq, a predicted model, not a curated record